This is a messenger RNA of Nicotiana tabacum (common tobacco), 4096 nucleotides long. RefSeq lists its product as uncharacterized. The record is from RefSeq and is a predicted model, not a curated record. Lineage: Eukaryota; Viridiplantae; Streptophyta; Magnoliopsida; Solanales; Solanaceae.
UCAUUUCAUUUUCACCAAAUUCGCACCCACAGGAGUUAAAACCCUUGGUCAUUUCAGCUUUUAAUCGUCAGUUUUUCCGGAGCUCUGCUGCCGUCGACCAAUCAUGGUGAGACGGCGUCGCGAAGAAACCGAACCUGAGACGUUGUACAACACGGUUUUCGUGGAUACCAACCUUGAUACCCACUUGGCUUUAAUUGUCUCCGACUCCGAUUAUGUCUCUGAUCUCAAAGAAAAGAUUGUAUUUGAACAUUUAAGGUGCUUUCCUGAGAAGAGGGAGUUGAAGAUUUCUUCUGUGAAGGUGAAACGGAAAGGACAUUAUUAUCACCUGCCUGAUAGUAUGCUUGUCACUAGUGUGUUUGAGGGUAUCAAAAAGGGUUGGUUCCUUUCUGUUGAUGCUUCUAGCUGUGACCAAGGCUUACUUCGUAUCACAUAUCCGCAAAAUGGAGCUGACUAUCUUCUCCCUAGUGAUUCAUUCAAAGCAAUGGCUAAACAGAAGGUUUUUGAUACUAAUGAACCUGACCCGGCUCACGGAAACUUGGCAUCAAGCUCCAUCGUGAAAGAUAAGGAUGUCGCCAAGGCCGUUGGUGAAUUCAAGAGUGUGAAGCCCAUGGAUGAAUCACAGGAACUUUCUCCUAGAGCUGGUCCUGUGGCAAAGAAGUGUAAAAUGAAGCAUACAGAAGAUAUAGUCAACCACCCGGUAACAGAUACCCACGCUUCAAAGCAUGGUGUAGGUAAUGAUGAUUUUGAUUAUAAGAUUGUUGGAAAUGAUACUACUUCGACAAAUUGUGAUGAAGAACAAUGGGUGACUAUAAACAUGAAACUGAAAGAUGCCAGUGCUGAACCUUUAAGAAACCAACCUUCUGAUCCCAGUAAGAUAUCAAAACUGGGAAAGAAGAAAUGUAGGCUGGGUGGGGCAAGUGCUGAAAUCUCUGGUGUGCAGGAUGAGCAAUGUGGAAAUAGGAACAAUGAUACACUUGACGAAACAUCGAAGUCUGGGACCAUUGAAAGUAAAGUGAAAAAAUUGGGUACCAAGAAAAGCAGUCGAGGUCCCACCAAGUUCAAUCAUAGGGAUGUCUUGAUGGUCGCAAUUCCAGAGAACUCCACAGCACAUAGACCAAUAAAGUCAGCUUUAGCAGACGCAUUGGGAGACCAAUCUGUGGGAACAGAUACAGCCCAUAAGAAGAGCAAAAAGAAGAAGGGAAAGGGCUCAUCCAUGUGCCAUGAUGAAGUUGCCUGUAUGGUUCUGAGUUCCGAUGAAAAACUUGAGGGGAAUAGGAGGUUAGAGCAAAAUGAAGGAGUUGAAAUGAAGAUCUGUGACAAGUUGACUGAUGUUGACUGUACUAUUCAUGUUACUCAAUCUGGACUCCAAGAAACAUCUCCAGUUAAAAAUCAAACUUCAAACAAAGAGUGGCCAGCACCAGUCAGCAAGGAGUUCUAUGAAAUGUAUUCAGUUGGCCAACCUAUGUGUGAAUCUAUUCUCUCAGGAGAUAAUGAACCUAGAACUGAUGGUGCUAAUACAACUGGAGAACAAGAGGAGCUGACAUCGAACUGUGAUUUUGAAAUGCGGAUGAGUGAGAAGUUGGGCGAUGCAAGUACCAAGGAUCCAGUGUCUUCCUUCCUGUUGGCACAUUCGCAAGGAGCAGCAGAGAAUAGAAUUGGGAGGAAGCAAAGCAAGGCCAAGAAGUCAACUCGUCGUCAUGAGUUAGAUAUGAAAAAUAUUGUUGAGGCUUCUAAAAAUACUAGUGCAUCUGAGCAAGAUAUAGUCCGCCAUGAUGGUUCUGGUGAUGCAACUACAAAGGCUGGUGGAAGUAUUGUGCCAAAAGCUGAUAUAAACGAAAUAGGGAAAAGAUGCAAGUUGUCAGUUACUCAAGGUGCUGAGACCUCCCUUCCUUCAGAUAACAAUAAAGCAACUGGGGCAUCUAAAGAACAAUUUCUCUCAGCUGAAAAGUCAUUGGAUGACAAGGGGAACAUUGAAUCUGGAAAUGCAAGCAGCACGAAGCGGAAGAAAAAGAGUCGCAGGCAAUCUGCUGAAAAGAUUCCUGAUAAAUUAGAUGGAGAGGAUGACAGUAGGGUGAACUGCCCCUCUUUAGCUGCAGGAAUUGGACCUAUAGCUGGUCCUGUAACUGAGCAGAGUAAGAAAGUUGAAAUUUCGUCUGAUGCUGGAAAGCUGCAGAUUUGUCUAGAUACAGAGGUGAAAGGGUCGUCUCAUAACAAGGAUCUCAUGCAAGUUCAAUCUGCAACAUGCAAAUCUUCAGAUCAUGCCAAAGCAGAAAUGACCAUUAAGGAAGUGGAAACUGUCUCUGCAGCUCCAUCUGAUGUGAAGGUUGCUGAAGGACAUGAAAACUCUGGUCGAAGUAAGAAAAAGAAGGCAAAAAGGAAGGAGGUUGCCACCAGUAAUAUUGAUGUUUCAUGUGCCCCUUCGGCAAUGCAUGAUCCUCCAGCUAAUCAUUUCUUUCAAGGGUCUAAUCAAGAUAAAGAUGCAUUGCCCGCCACCGAAAGAAAGGGAGCUUCAGAACAAGAGUCAAAGAUUGCCUAUGCUGCAGGUUCUCAUCAACACGUUGAGAAGACAACCCUCAUUGAGGCAGAGCUUCUUCCUGUUGAGGAGAAGGAAAAUGAGUUUGAGCAUUUGCUGCUUAACCAAACUGGUAAAAAUCAGGAGACUGUAAGCCUUGUAGAAAGGAAACUGAAAACCAAAACCAAAAAGAGCCAAAGUUCUAAGAAGAGUAAAUCUGAUUUGGCUAUUCAAGACCAGGAAGUCAGUCACAAAGAAUUAGCAGCUUCAAAUGAUAAUCCGAGAGACGUGAGCCCUCUGCCAGAGCCAAUGGAGAUAAUUGAGUCAGGUAAAAAUACUAAUGUUGAUCGGUUGGAUAUUACCAAGUUGGAAAAUCAGAGAAAUCCUGGUACUGACUCCAAUUCAAAGAGUUCUGGGAAGGAGUUAAGAAAUGCUAACUCUUUUCGUGUGCCAUCUCAUCCUUUGGCCAAGGGUAAGUUAGAGGAGACGCAUGAGCCUGAAAUUAAUACUGAUAAAAGCGAGAGUAUAAACUUCAAGAAAUAUUUUAUUCCUGGUCAACAACGGGGUGAAGUUGCAUCAAAGAAACCAACGAAAUCAAACAGAGACAUAAAAGCUGGCAGAAAAUCAAAGAAGGAUGGAGUGAUUUCUGGGGGCACUUCGGAAGAUAUCUUGAACUCAAGAACUGAGGUGACAGUUCCAAGUCACUCUAGCGUUCAGGGAGAUAAAACUCUUGAAGACACUGGAAUGCUUGCAACUUUUGAUGCUCCUGCUUCCGAAAAGGAUUGUAAAGAACCUAUGGAGGAAUCUAUGUCCAGCUCAAGCUCAAGAGGUUCUGAUAGAUUCCCCGAGAACAGAAGACAGCAAACAGGUUCCGAAAUCCAAAGUUUGGCUACCAAAAAUACAAAAAUGAGAACUGGAGACCCCGAGGAUUGUACACCAAAGAGAGGAGUGCUUCCUACAUCAGGGCCUAAAUUUGGGGAUAGUAGAUCGAGAAGGUCUGGCAGUAAGGGGGGUGGAAAUUCUGAUUCUGCGACUGAGACUCCAUCUGAUUAUUCAUCCUCUUCUGGCUACUCGGUUGAAGGAAGUGAUAUAAGUCAGGCUUCUACUCCAAAUGGAGCUAAUGUUGCAAAACACGACGAUGCUGGUGCAAAGCGUAAGGUCAAAUCAAACUUUUUAGGUCAGGACAUAACCAUAGAUAUGAUCCUGAGAAGCUCUAGCCGUUUCAAGAAGGCUAAGGUUAUAGCUGCUCAAAGUCAAGAUGAAGAAAGUCAGCCUGUUGAUGUUGUCCCUGAUAGUCUAGCAGACGCUUGGAACCAGUAACUCCCUCUCCUUGGUUGCGGGUGAACUGAACCCAAACCCAAAUUUUGGUACAAAAUCACCCGUCCAUAGCACCCUCCUCCCUCUUUAAUCGUCUGUCACCUUGGGCUUUCCGAAGCAACAAGAAAAAUAAAAACAAGGAGAAAAGUUUUUUUUUGGCCUGUACGUACUUAUGUAUUACUAUCAUUAACUAAAGGUUAAUCAGGUUUACAUUGUACACCGAUUUAUAUUCAUGCACAUGACGUGAUUUUGGUUCUGGUUUUGGAA